CCUUCCUGAAAGCCAAUGUGGUUUUCGUUCUGGUCGUGGUACGUCCGACAUGAUCUUUUCAGCCAGGCAGCUUCAAGAAAAGUGUCGUGAACAGCACAUGGAUCUAUUUAUGGUCUUUAUUGACUUGGUCAAAGCGUUUGACUCGGUUGAUAGAACUGGCUUAUGGAAAGUCCUUUUGAGGCUUGGCUGCCCGGUUAAGAUUGUGAAUCUAAUCAAAGCCUUUCAUACUGGUAUGAUGGCUUGUGUUGUCGAGGAUGGGUCAAAGUCAGAAAUGUUUGCAGUAAACAACGGAGUGAAACAGGGCUGCGCUCUAGCACCUACUCUUUUUAGCAUUUUGUUUUCCGUGGUUUUAAAUGAUGCCUUCAAGAACAUCCGAGAGGGUGUUCGAGUUGAGUUUAGAACUACUGGAGGUGUAUUCAAUCUCAGGCGCUUACAAGCCAAAACAGGUUUCUAAGACUCUACUGAGAGAACUCUUGUUUGCUGACGAUUGUGCAUUAGUUGGUCACACAUAUGAAGACAUUCAACACAUUGUCAACUGUUUAGACAGAUCAACUAAACGUUUUGGCUUGAGUAUCAGCUUGAAAAAGACAGAAGUGCUUUUUCAACCACGUCCAGGCUCAAACUAUAACCCUCCUCCAGUUAUGAUUGGUGAUCACCCAUUGUCUUAUGUCAGCAAUUUCAAGAUAUCAAAGGCCAGUGCUGCUUUUGGUAAAUUGUACAACAGACUCUGGUAAAGGCAUGAAAUCAAACUGACCACGAAGGUUGCAGUUUACAAAGAAGUAGUCUUAUCAGUUCUAUUGUACGGAUGCGAUUCAUGGACCCUUCUUCGUCGUAACCUCAAAAGUUUGGAGAGUUUUCAUCUGCGAUGUCUUCGCCGCAUAUGUGGAAUCCAGUGGACUGACUAUAUA
Molecule: messenger RNA, 908 nt
Organism: Corticium candelabrum
Lineage: Eukaryota; Metazoa; Porifera; Homoscleromorpha; Homosclerophorida; Plakinidae
Exons: 2
Coding region: 354-734 (126 amino acids)
Source: RefSeq, a predicted model, not a curated record